Messenger RNA from Erythranthe guttata (spotted monkey flower), 3490 nucleotides. The record is from RefSeq and is a predicted model, not a curated record. Lineage: Eukaryota; Viridiplantae; Streptophyta; Magnoliopsida; Lamiales; Phrymaceae.
ACAUUUUAACUACUGUUGACAUGACACAUGUAACCUACUAGUUGAAACAUUAGUAAUUUUUCAAUCCAGAAACCAACUAGAUAUCUAAAGAGAAUACUUUAUGCACUUAUAUUAUGUGAUUAAUUUACAAUUAAAUAUAAAGUAAAAUACUUUAUAAUUGGAGAUGGCCGGUGGGUCGGCUGCCGGACUAACCUCAGAUGGGAAUGAAUGCUGGAAGUUUUGUUGAAAAUGACAAGUUUUUGUAUAUAUAUAUAUAGGUAUGUAUUAUAAAAUAAAAAGUCUCAAUCUAAUUAAUAAAAGUUUGAAUAUUUGAGAGUACUUAAGGCCACGGUUGCCUGUCAUGUAUUACUUUUAUUAUGUUUCUGGAAGUACAAAAAUAAUGCUAACCAAGAAAUGAUCCCAAAUCUUGAAACUUUCCAUUUGCUGAUAACCGAAAUACAUCGAUGCCGUUUAUUCAAUUCACAAAGAAGGUGUUUUAAUUUCUUUGGUUUUGAUCCACAUUUAGUACUUGUUAUUUGGCUACAAUUCCACCAUUUCUACAUGUCUACAAUAACACCCUCUCGUCGUAUAAAAAUCGAAUACGUAUCUGCCCAUGUUCUGAUAAUUUCCAAGACUGGUAGUAAUUAGUUAAUCAAGACAAGUAGGUAUGUAUACUUUUCUCUCAUAGUUGAUAGCUGUAUGUAUUCAAAGGUAUACCAGUAAGGCAAGUUUUUAUUGGUUCACAUAAUGUACACCAAGCUUGAAAGUGACUCCAUUCUCCACAUAUUAUUGUCCAUUCAAUAAAAGUGCAUUCUUAAUUAGAGUUUUUUUUUUUUUUUUUGUUGCAUCAUAUUAUUUCAGUAGUUGUUUUUGUUUUUGUAAAAUAUUGGAGGUCAACUUUGUUUUUGCUUGUAAAGAGAAGGUCAACGGACCAAGCCAACAAAUCAAACUCUGCAGGAGGAGAUGUUUGAGCCUAGCAAUUGAAGCUCUGCAUUGCAAGAAUCAAAUAUACAAAGAAACUACAUAUAUCUUUAUUAUUCUGACACACUCAGAAUAAAGUACUUAUCUUUAUCUGUCACCGAUGUCUGGCUCCGAGGCCGCCGUUAACGACGUCCAAGGAGCAGUAUCUUUAUCCGUUAGGACAAAAUCUCUUGAUCAUUCCACACUAUCUAAUGAUCAAAGUAAAAGCCGCUUAAGUGAAUUAAACGGCACGGAUUACCAUAUCUCACUUCCUAGCGGUGAACAAUACUCCGGAUCACUCGUAGGGAACUCUCCGGAAGGUUCCGGAACCUACACCUGGUCCGACGGCUCCACAUAUGAGGGCCAAUGGAGGUUCGGAGUUAGGCAUGGAUACGGAAAACUCCAAUGGCCUUCUGGAGCUUUUUACGAAGGGGAAUUCUCAGGCGGAUACAUAAACGGAUCCGGGUCGUACACCCGAUCCGAUCGAGCGGUCUACAACGGCCGUUGGCGGUUGAACCUCAAACACGGGUUAGGUUAUCAAACUUACCCGAACGGAGAUAUUUUCGAAGGGUCGUGGAUUAAGGGGGCCCCACAGGGGCAUGGUAAGUACACGUGGACCAAUGGGAAUGUGUAUAUGGGAAAUGUGAACGGUGGUAAAAUUUCGGGGAAAGGAACUCUUACUUGGACAAACGGUGAUUCUUAUGAAGGGAGCUGGUUAGACGGUCAUAUGCAUGGAUUCGGGGUUUACACGUGGGUCAAAUUAUACGGUGGUGGGACUUACGUAGGUACAUGGACACGUGGCUUAAAGGAUGGUAAAGGAACUUUCUACCCAAAGGGGAGGAAAAUUCUUGAAUCUUCUCAGCAAAUGUACCUUAAUGCAUUGAGGAAACGAGGGUUGCUGCCUGAUUUAAGGAAACAGAAUAAUAAUAAUCGGGUGGUUAAUAAUGUUUCGUUGGAGAGAAGGUGGAGCAUGUCGGAGAUUGUUCUAGAAGGUGGUGUGGAUGAUGACGAUGAGAUGAUGAAUAUAGAUAUAGAUAUGCCAAUUUUGGAGAGAGAGUACAUGCAAGGGGUUUUAAUAAGCGAGCUUGUUUUGAGCGAUCGUUUUUGCAAGAGGAGAGAGAAGAGGCUUGCCAGGGAGAUUAAGAGGCCGGGCGAACAAAUUAUUAAAGGGCAUAGGAGUUACGAUUUGAUGCUGAGCUUACAGCUUGGAAUCAGAUAUAGUGUAGGGAGAAUUACUCCCAUACCAAUGCGAGAAGUUAGGACAGCGGAUUUCGAUCCUCGUUCAGGAUAUAUGAGGUCCUUCCCUAAAGAGGGUUCGCCGCAGACGCCACCUCAUCAGUCCGAGGAUUUCAAGUGGAAAGAUUACUGUCCAAUUGUUUUCAGGAAUUUGAGAGCGAUGUUUAAGAUUGAUGCUGCUGAUUAUAUGAUGUCGAUAUGUGGAAACGAUGCCCUGAGAGAACUUUCUUCACCUGGCAAGAGUGGCAGCAUAUUUUUCAUGUCUCAAGAUGACCGUUUCAUGAUCAAGACACUACGAAAAUCCGAAGUUAAGGUUCUGCUGAGGAUGCUCCAGAACUACCAUCUUCAUCAGUGCAGAUACGAAAACACGCUCUUAACCAAGUUUUUCGGUCUCCACAGGAUCAUACCUUCCAGUGGUCAAAAGUUUCGGUUUGUUGUAAUGGGAAAUAUGUUCUGCACGGAGUUAAGAAUUCAUCGGAGAUUCGAUCUGAAAGGUUCUUCGUUGGGGCGUUCUGCUAACAAGGUUGAAAUUGAUGAGAACACUAUAUUGAAGGAUCUGGAUUUAAAUUACUGCUUCUAUUUAGAACCUUCUUGGCGAGAUUCCCUCUUACAGCAAAUUGAGAUAGACAGCAAAUUCUUGGAAUCAGAGCAGAUAAUGGAUUACAGUCUCUUGCUCGGCAUUCAUUAUCGAGCACCGCAAAACCUCCGUUAUGGAUUAGGCAUCGUUGCAGAAGAUGAGGAUGAAAUAUCUCCACGAGGGCUUGUGCUGGUGCCACGUGGAUCUGAUGACGUCAGCGUGAUUGUGGGGUCGCAUAUUAGAGGCAGCAGGCUGAGAGCCACCACAUCUUCGACUUUCGGUGACGAGGAAGUGGAUCUUCUCCUCCCUGGUACUGCAAGACUGCAAAUCCAGCUCGGUGUGAAUAUGCCGGCAAGAGCGGAGCAUAUUCCGGGGCAUGACGGCGGGAGUACCCACCGUCAGAUGUUUCACGAGGCGUACGAUGUUGUCCUGUAUUUAGGUAUUAUCGACAUACUGCAAGAGUAUAACACGACGAAGAAGAUCGAACAUGCGUAUAAGUCUGUUAAGUUCAAUUCGGUCUCGAUCUCUGCUGUUGAUCCCACAUUUUACUCUCAGCGCUUUCUGGGAUUCAUUAAGAAGGUUUUCCCGCCAAAUUCUGUUGUGGUUUAGUUUGACGAGUGUGAUUUCACUAAGUCGGCCCAGUAAUAUUUUGGGCCUUCAUCGUAUCUGAGCCCAACUAGAAAGCGUGUUGGAAAUUGUAAAUUGCGCUUUCUAAUUUUUCCUUCAUGCAUCUUUUAU